Hyaena hyaena (striped hyena) is the source of this 2530-nucleotide messenger RNA. It is a transcript of the gene IFNLR1, whose product is annotated as interferon lambda receptor 1. NCBI's taxonomy places the organism in Eukaryota, Metazoa, Chordata, Mammalia, Carnivora, Hyaenidae. The record is from RefSeq and is a predicted model, not a curated record. Gene Ontology annotation, molecular function: protein binding. The transcript has 10 exons. The coding region runs from base 1 to 1941 and encodes 646 amino acids.
AUGUCUGAGAGUUCCACACACACACCUCACCCCAGCCAGCGGAUGCAGGAGCUCAGGCUGGCGCUCUCAUCCCCGGGAACUUGGUGGUCACCCCUACACCACCUGAUAGAAGAAGCCGGAGAACUUGACGUCCGGAAGGUCGACAUGGAGAGGAGGACUUUGUCUUGUUCUGUGAGGCCCGAAAAUGAAGAGCUGGAUGAUCAGGGAAGUUACAAGGAGGUCCCGUUUGACUUGGUUCCCGUAGUGGAAUCCCGAAGUGUGGUCAUUGGUAAUCAACAGCUCUCCUCCCCUUCCCUCACUUCGGUGGGCCGAGGAGCUGCCGCCGGGACUUGGGCGCGCCGGGCGGGCGGCGCGGGAGCCGGCCUGGCGGGCCUCGGCCGGUGGGUGCCCCUGCUCCUGUGCCUGCUGCAGUCCACUCGAGGGAAGCCCCAUCUGGCCCCUCCUCAGAACGUGACUCUGCUCUCCCGGAAUUUCAGUGUGUACCUGACAUGGCUCCCAGGGCCUGGCUACUCCCAGAAUGUGACCUACUUUGUGGCCUAUCAAAGCGCCCCGACCCCCAGGCGGUGGCGAAAAGUGAAGAAGUGUGCAGGCACCAAGGAGCUGGCGUGUCCUCUGAUGUGCCUGGAGAACCAGGACCUAUACAACAAGUUCAAGGGGCGCGUGUGGGCGGCCUCGCCCGGCGCCAGGUCCCCGCCGGCGGAGUCCCAGUACCUGGACUACCUGUUUGACGUGGAGCCGGCCCCACCCGUCCUGGUCAUCACCCGGACAGAGGAGGUCCUGAGAAUCAGCGCCACGUACCAGCUGCCGCACUGCAUGCCGCCACCGGAUCUGAAGUACGAGGUGGAUUUCUGGAAGGAGGGAAGCAGGAACAAGACACGAUUUCCAGUCACCCCCCAUGGCCAGCCAGUCCAGAUCCCCCUGCAGCCAGCCACCAGCGGACACCACUGCCUCAGUGCCAGAACCAUCUACACCUUUGGUGAUCCUAAGUACAGCGAGUUCUCCAAGCCUACCUGCUUCUUCCUGGAGGCCCCAGGAGCCAGCUGGGUAUUCCUGGUGUUGCUGCCGCUUCUGCUUCCACUGCUGUUGGUCACUGCCAUAGGCUAUGUGGUCUGGAAGAGCCUCACAGAGAACCCCUGGCUUCGGCAGGCAAAGAUGCCAUGGGCCCUGGACUUUACUGGACAUAGACACCCCGUGGCAACCUUUCAGCCCUGUGACCCUGAGUCCCCAGAUGCCUUGAUCCUCUGUCCCCGGAAGGAACUGACCAGAAGGGUCAGGCCGAGCCCUAGCAUCAGGACCCCAGUCACCGUCCAGGCAGGAUCACAGGAGGACAGUGCUGAGGAGGAGAUGGGCGAGGAGGAGGACACAGACGAUGGUGUCAGCUUCCAGCCCUACAUUGAACCACCGCCCUUCCUGGGGCGGGACCAGCAGACGCCGGGGCACCCUGAGGCAGGGGACACUUGGACUCCUCCCAUCCAGGUGGAAAGCUCCUCAGCCACGGAGUCUUCAGACAGAAGCUGGGCCGGCACCGAGGACUCCUCUCCCUGGGAUGAGCCCGGCUCUUCUUGCUAUUUAGCCAAGAAAGGGCCAGACCAAGGGCCAGGUGCGGAUGGGUGUCAGGAGCCUCUUCUCCCCGAGUUCGCCCAGGACUUGAGUUUCCCGGAAGAUCCCAUGAAGGAUGACCUUUCCUCCUGGACCAGGUGCUUUUCAUCACCAGGGCUGAACCUGGUCCCUGGGGAGCCCCCCGUUUCUCUUCACACACUGACCUUCUGCUGGGACAGCAGCCCUGAGGAGGAAGAGGAGGAGGAGGAAGAAGGCGGAGGGGGAGGGGAAGGGGAGAGGGAGUCAGAGAUUGAGGAUGACGUUACUGGCAGUUGGAGGGCUGAGAGCCUCCAGAAAGCGGAGGUCAGGGGUGGGAUACUAGGGCAUUACAUGGCCAGGUGAGCUUUCUUCAGCAUCCCUCCAAGUCCGUGCUUUCCAAGGAACCAAGAUGCCACCGAGACUUGAGAGCCUGGGAGCCUGCUCACCGAGCUCGUGGGGGGCUCCUGCAGCGCGUCAGAAACCCCAGCUGCGGAAGCCACCCCAUGCUUUGACUCACUGGCCUUGGGCUGAGCUCUAAGAAGGGUGAAGACAAUGGGCUGAGGUCAGAGGCUGGCUGGGUGUCACAGCACCCCUGUGCCUUUGGGGUGACAGGCCAGGUAGAGAAAGCCUCCCUGGACAGCAUGAAACAGGUGAAGUCGGGUCACAGUGGACAAUCAAGGGCUGGCCCCACAAGGGACCAUUUGGAUCUGGACGCAGGACGUUUGGCGACAUCUUUACGAGUGUCAUGGCUUUUCUCCAGCACCCGCUGAGCUCCCCCAUCCCCUGGGUCUCAGCUCCUGUCUCAUGAGUCCUCUGGGGUGGGCCUCAGUGAAGAAAACUCCAAUAAGCAGGGGGUGUUGGAAAGGAAAGGGUGGGCUCAUUCAAACCCCAGCCUCUGACUUAUGGAAGGAAGUACACAGCUUUUUUUUUUUUUUUUUUUUUUUUUAAGAAA